AUGGCUUCUCGCAGCGGUCGGCGUGGAGAGGCGGCUGAGCCCCAAGCUCUGCAUCAGCUCGGUGUCCAGGGCCGGAAAACGGGCGUGUCCCUAGCUAAGACAGACAAAAUUGACGACCAGGGAUUCCAGCCGCUCGACAGCAUCUUCUCGUCACCGCAACAGCAAGACGAUGAAAGCGAAGACGAGGACGAGGACGAGGACGAGGAGGGGGAUGAAGAGGGGGAUGAGCAUGAUGACAACAACUCGGGCAGUGAGGAGAUGGAGAUUGCCUCCAGCGCUGGCCCCGGACCACAGACAGUUCUCCGAGGCCAACGUAACUUCCAGUACCUCCCCCGAAGUCGCUCCCCGGUAAAGACGAGCCUUCAGUCACCGGCGCGCCAUAGCCCUUUAUUAGACCGCAUAUCACCAACACGCGAAGAUCGAGUCUCGCGCAAGCUUGACUUUAAUGGCAGGAUGUCCGGACGAGGUGUAUCGAACGGAACAAAUGGUGUGACGCCGGUUGGGGAAGAACCCGACGAGCCAGAGUCAGAGCCAGUGGGGGAGGAGGAGGAGCCACAGCCGGUGCCCUACGAUGACGAUGACGAACCUCCAAUGCCUACAGACGACCAAAACGACUACCCAGCGUUCGACGACCCCCCACCCCCAAUGGAUGACAAUGUCGACUACGGACCCCAAAUAAUUGGCGCGCCCGAAUACGACGAUGACUACGUUGCAGAACAAGAGGAGGUACCGCCAUCACCCGAGCCAGUCAAGCGAAGUCAACCACUCCAGAAAGGCAAGCAGCCGGUGCCAACAGCAGCAAAUGAUGCAGCGGUAUCUAGGAAACGACCGCCCCCCAGGGAACCAUCCGUCGCGCCAGAACCGACGCCCCAGGCCAAGCGCCAACGAGCAUCUAAGGAGCCGCAGCCGCGGGAGACAUCACGAGCGCCAUCACAAGCGCCAUCACACGCACCACUACGAGCGGGGUCACAUGCGCCAUCCCGGGGAGCAUCACAUGCGCCCUCGCUCCCCAUACCCAGCUCGGCCAAGAAACUAUCUGUGCAGGCACCGGAACCGCCCAAGCGCAGAGGCAGGGGCCGUCCACCGGGCCGCAAACCAAAGCCACCGGUCCGCCGACCGGAAGAAGAGGAAGACGAUGACGAAGGGGCAGGCGAAGCGUCAUUCAUGGCUCUGCAAAAAGGGCCACCUAUGCCGAAGCGUCGCGGGCUAGUAUCCAUGCGACGCGGGCAGGACACGAUACUCCAGACGCGCUCGGGUCGGAACUCAUACCGCCCGCUGAACUGGUGGGCAGGUGAGCAGGUGAUCACGGAGGACGAGGAACGGCGCGACAUGUUCACCAGCGACCGCGGAUUCGUUCUGGGAUCGAUGAAGGAGAUUGUCCGCAUAACCGAUGAGGACGAGAAGGAGGAGGAGCAGAGGCGUCGUGCGAAGCGUCGCGGACGGGGCCGACCGCCCAAGGCCAAGAAGACCGGCGGCAGCAGCAGGCGAACAGCGGAGUCAGAGUCAGACGACGAUGGCAAGCAGGCCGAGGAGCCGCCCGAGGAGUGGGAGACGAACGAGGGCACGGUGAUGGGCGAGGUCAUCGCCUGGGAACCAGAGUACGAGACCCAUCCGCCCGGCGACGACGACCACGUCCAUAUCAGCGAGGAGCAGAUUGCUAUGUCGGCCAGCGCGGCGCAGACGCGCGAGAUCCGCGACGCGACAUUCCGCUUCGCCAAGACGCUCACCAUGCCGUUCAUGGGUGCAGGUGUUGUCGACCUGCCCCCCGGAUCAGAGAAGAGGCCCAAGAACUCGAGGAAGAUGCACAUGGUGUUCUUCGUGCAUUACGGGAAAGUCGCCGUCACCGUGAAUGAGGGGCAGUUUCGUAUAUCUGCUGGGGGGCAGUGGUUUGUCCCAAGAGGCAACUACUACAGCAUAACAAACGACUAUCAGACACCAGCGCGCAUCUUCUUCGCCCAGGCAUGUGAAGUUCUCGCCGAGCAAUAUGACACAACGCAGCAGUCUAUGAUGUUGCCGACGGAAUCAUGA
Molecule: messenger RNA, 2028 nt
Organism: Geosmithia morbida
Lineage: Eukaryota; Fungi; Ascomycota; Sordariomycetes; Hypocreales; Bionectriaceae
Product: centromere protein C
Exons: 4
Coding region: 1-2028 (675 amino acids)
Biological process (GO): attachment of mitotic spindle microtubules to kinetochore; spindle attachment to meiosis I kinetochore; kinetochore assembly
Cellular component (GO): kinetochore
Molecular function (GO): centromeric DNA binding
Source: RefSeq, a predicted model, not a curated record